This is a messenger RNA of Drosophila kikkawai, 2156 nucleotides long. RefSeq names its product Organic anion transporting polypeptide 26F (gene Oatp26F). NCBI's taxonomy places the organism in Eukaryota, Metazoa, Arthropoda, Insecta, Diptera, Drosophilidae. Gene Ontology annotation, biological process: transmembrane transport; sodium-independent organic anion transport. Gene Ontology annotation, cellular component: plasma membrane. Gene Ontology annotation, molecular function: protein binding. The record is from RefSeq and is a predicted model, not a curated record.
CGUCGUUUGGUGCGGAUCGCAGUCGCAUUUGUUGCGGGAAUAAACGGUGUGUGAAUUAAAAAAGUGAAACCAUGUCGGAGGUGAACCCAAACCAUAUAGGAACUGAAGCAGGAGCAGCAGCCACCGGUGCAGCCAAGUGCGCCAAUGUGAACAAUAACAAUAGUGCCCGUUCCAGCAGGACGGGAAGUGCCGUCUCCACCGAAACGGACCAGGAUGUGGACAGCCAGAGAUUUGGAUGGUGCGGCUGGAAUCCACAGUGGCUCCAGCGCUUCUGCACCGCCAAGUGGGCACUCUUCUGGCUGUGCUGGGGCGGUGCUCUCCAAGGUCUAAUUGUCAACGGUUUGAUCAAUGUGUCCAUCUCCACAAUCGAACGGCGCUUUGGCCUACGCUCCCGUCAGACAGGCCUGGUGGCCAGCGGCUACGAUGUGGCCUCCUUUGCCUGCCUGGUGCCGGUCACAUAUUAUGGAGGAAGACGUGGUGCCUCCAAGCCGCGAUUCAUUGCCAUCGGUCUGAUCGUGAUGGGCAUGGGAUCGUUGGUUUUUCUGCUGCCUCACUUCCUGGUGGGCAACUACAGGGCCAGCAUUGAUGAGGCAAAUGUUUGUGAGACGGCCGGACUGCAGCUUAACUCCAGCCAGACGACAAUGGGAUCCUGCGAGACGGAGACGGGGAACGAGAGCGAGAGUCUAACCUGGACUGUAUGGCUGUUUCUGGGCGCUCAACUGCUCCACGGAGCCGGUGCCUCACCCCUCUUCACGCUGGGCGUCACAUAUAUCGAUGAGAAUGUCUCAAAGAAGAUGUCGUCUGUUUACUUGGGCAUUUACUACACCAUGGCCACCGUUGGACCCGCGAUUGGCUACGUCUUUGGCGGACAGUUGCUGCUUAUCUACACGGACUGGAUGACCGUGGAUCCUGUGCAACUCAGCCUGACGAGUGACAGCAAGGUGUGGAUUGGUGCCUGGUGGCUUGGUUUUAUUUUCGCCGCUGCCAUGUGUCUCCUAGUGGCCCUGCCCAUUCUGGGAUAUCCGAAAUCCCUGCCUGGGGCAGAAAAGCUUCAGCUAGAAAGGGUUUCAGAGGCACAUGCCACCAAAACGGAGUCCGAGGAAGAAGUGUCGAGCAAGGGCUUGGGAAAACUUCCUCGGGCUGUGCUCAGCCUGCUUGGUAAUCCUACCUUCUUUUUCCUGAACCUGGCCGGAGCCACUGAGGGACUGAUCAUAGCUGGAUUCGCUGCCUUUCUGCCCAAACAAAUCGAGAACCAAUUUAGCAUCUCGCCCAUGCUCUCCGCUUUGGUCAUGGGCCUGAUCACGGUUCCAGCAGGCGGUGGCGGCACCUUUCUCGGUGGCUACUUGGUGAAAAAGUGGAACCUGACCUGCAGUGGCAUCAUCAAGAUGUGCCUGAUGGCCACCACAGUGGCGGCACUUUUCACCUUCUGUUUCCUGGUCUCCUGUCCGAAUCCUCAGUUUGCUGGCGUCACCACGGGCUACAAUUUGGAGUCCAGAAGCGGACCAAUUGCCUUGGAGGCGCCCUGUAAUGCCAACUGCGAAUGCAGCCGCUCCAACUACGAUCCCAUCUGUGGAGUUAAUGGUGUGAUGUACUACAGUCCCUGCUAUGCGGGAUGUAGCCAGGAGGAGCAUGUGGACAGCCUGAAGCGUUACCACAAUUGCAGCUGCAUCGGAAGCGUUGGCUGGGUGGAUAUGGACGUAGACGAUGGCUUUCCGCGGCCGGAAGCCACCAAUCUUAAGUGCGAUUCCACAUGCCAGAGCCUGCCGCUGUUCGUGGGACUCUGUUUCGUCCUGAUGAUAUUCACUUUUCUGGCCACCAUGCCCGCUUUGUCGGCCACCUUGAGAUGCGUUCAGGACGAGCAGCGAUCCUUUGCCCUGGGUCUGCAGUGGAUAAAAGUGCGCCUCCUGGGCACCAUACCGGCUCCUCUUAUUUUUGGCGCCCUGAUUGAUGAGUCUUGCAUUUUGUGGCAUGAGUCCUGCGACAAGGAGGCAGGUGGAGCCUGUCUUGUUUACGAUAACUUUUAUAUUAGUCGAUAUAUGUGGCUUUUGGCCUUGAUCUGCAAACUAGGAUCCGUGGUGUUCUUCCUGGCCGCUUGGUGGUUCUAUGUGCCACCCCCUAAGCCAUCGAAUGCUAAUGAAAAGACAGAGGAUAAUUAA